Messenger RNA from Boleophthalmus pectinirostris (great blue-spotted mudskipper), 4948 nucleotides. RefSeq names its product leucine rich repeat containing 8 VRAC subunit Da (gene lrrc8da). Gene Ontology annotation, molecular function: protein binding. NCBI's taxonomy places the organism in Eukaryota, Metazoa, Chordata, Actinopteri, Gobiiformes, Gobiidae. The record is from RefSeq and is a predicted model, not a curated record.
CCCCGCGAGCGCACUGUCGGCUGCUUGGCUCCAUGUUGGUUGACUUUUCUUGGAAGCACCUUACGUUCCUGGUGCGCAGAUAGCGGUAGCUCAGCCAGGGCCGACGCACCGGCUCUGCCUCGCGGCGAAUGGAGCCAGUGAUGCCGCUAUGAGAAAGGAAAGCUCACCCCCCACGUCUGGAUAUCUGAAGAGGGAGGUGAAUUAGGUUUUGUCGCACCUGAGGAGAGCGUGCAAAGUGGUAUGCGGGCCGAAGUAAUUGGAUUGAGAUAACCCCACAGAGGCAUGAUGUUCACCCUGACGGAGGUGGCCUCGCUGAACGACAUCCAGCCCACGUACCGCAUCCUGAAGCCAUGGUGGGACGUGUUCAUGGACUACCUGGGGCUGGUAAUGCUCAUGUUGGCCAUCUUUGCUAUGACCAUGCAGAUCACCAAGGACCAGGUGGCGUGUCUGCCUUACCUGGAAGAGUCCGAAAGCUCACCUCAUAACAGCCCGCACGCCCCAUCCACACCCCAGGCAACGUCACCGGCCACAGCAACCCCCCUGGUCACCCCUGUUUCCAUGGAGACUAAAGACUUACCGGAUUCGGCUGUUCACGAAAUCCACAACACCCACGUAGAGCCUCGUCAAUACACCGCUCAACCUCAACCGACAGGCAAGAAAACCAACUUAGACUUUCAACAGUACGUUUUUAUCAACCAAAUCUGUUACCAUGUUGCCUUGCCCUGGUAUUCCAAGUAUUUCCCAUAUCUGACUCUUAUCCAUACGAUCGUUCUUAUGGUCAGCAGCAACUUUUGGUUCAAGUAUCCCAAAACUAGCUCAAAGAUCGAACAUUUCGUCUCCAUUCUGGGGCGUUGCUUUGAAUCUCCUUGGACUACAAAAGCGUUAUCUGAAACUGCUUGUGAGGACUCAGAGGAGAACAAGCAGAGGCUAACAAAUGCCACAUCUGGUCCGAAGCAAGUAUCGCUAGAAGAAAAAGAGGACAACGCCACUCCAAGCCCCACUACGCCAAUGUUAGGGGUGAAAGUUUCCGCUGAUAAACCUAUAACGGAGGUUCCAAGUACUAUGACAAUCCUGGACAAGAAGGAUGGAGAGCAGGCCAAGGCACUGUUUGAGAAAGUUCGGAAAUUCAGAGCUCACGUAGAGGACAGUGACUUCAUUUACAAGCUUUACGUGGCUCAAACUAUCGUCAAAACGGCCAAGUUUAUUUUGAUUUUGUCGUACACUUCGACGUUUUUGGUUAAAAUCAACUUCAAGCAUGAAUGUAAACCAGAUAUUCAGCAUCUUACAGGUUACGGGAGGUUCUUCUGCACACACAACAUGGCUUUUAUGCUAAACAAGCUGCUAAUUAGCUACAUGGCGUUGAUUUUGAUCUACGGGAUGACCUGCUUGUAUUCGCUGUUUUGGGUUUUCCGUAGACCGCUUAAGGAAUACUCAUUCGAAAAAGUACGAGAAGAGAGUAGUUUCAGUGACAUUCCAGACGUCAAGAACGAUUUUGCAUUCCUGUUACACAUGGUCGACCAAUACGACCAGCUCUACUCUAAAAGGUUCGGCGUUUUCUUAUCCGAAGUUAGUGAGAACAAGUUGAGAGAGAUAAGCUUAAACCACGAAUGGACUUUUGAAAAACUGAGACAACUUGUGAUCCGCAACGCACAAGAUCAACAAGAGCUCCAUCUGUUCAUGCUUUCUGGUCUACCAAAUGCUGUUUUUGACCUGACAGAUCUGGAAGUACUUAAACUGGAGCUUAUUCCAGAUGCGAGAUUCACGGCUAAAGUAUCACAAAUGACAAGUCUGCUGGAGCUACAUCUGUGCCACUGUCCGGCGAAGGUGGAGCAGACCGGCUUUGCUUUUCUUCGAGAUCACUUGAGGUGCCUUCACGUCAAAUUCACUGAUGUCGCUGAGAUCCCAGCUUGGGUUAUACUGAGAAGUUUGCGUGAGCUGAAUCUGGUCGGGAAUUUGAACUCGGAAAAUAACAAAAUGAUCGGACUCGAAUCCAUGCGCGAUUUAAGGCACCUAAAGACCUUAUGUUUGAAAAGCAACCUCACAAAAAUGCCUACGAACAUCACAGAACUUUCGCCACAUUUGAUCAAACUGUUUAUCCACAAUGAUGGCACGAAAUUACUGGUUUUGAACAGUCUAAAGAAAAUGACUAGUCUUAUUGAACUAGAGCUUCACAACUGCGAACUCGAACGGAUUCCUCAUGCUAUUUUUAGCUUGACCAACCUGCAAGAGUUGGAUCUGAAAGCAAACAAUAUCAGGACUAUUGAGGAAAUCAUUAGUUUUCAGCAUCUUAAGAGACUAGCUUGUUUGAAACUUUGGCAUAACAAAAUCACCAGUAUUCCCUCAUCGAUUGGACAAGUCAAAUCUGUAGAAGCGCUCCAUCUUAACCACAACAAGUUGGAGUCCUUGCCCCCCGCGCUGUUCACUCUACCCAAGCUUCGGCACUUGGAUCUGGGUCACAACUCCAUCAUGGUACUCCCCCCGGACAUUGGCCUCCUUCACAGCCUCCAGUACCUUGCCAUCAAUAUGAACAAGCUCGAAGUGCUACCCAAGCAACUGUUCAGAUGCACUAAGCUGAAAGUUUUAUGCUUAGCUCACAACGCGCUCACCACCUUGCCGGAAACCAUGGGGCAGCUGGUUCAACUGACUCAGCUGGAGCUCCGAGGGAAUUGUCUGGACAGGCUUCCGGCGACGCUCGGAAACUGCCGACUGCUCCGGAAAAGUGGGCUGGUGGUGGAGGAUCAUCUCUUUGACACACUGCCCCUAGAGGUGAAAGAAAGCAUCAGCAGGGAGACCAAUGUGUCCUUUACCAGCGGCUUGUAGUAAAAAAAUUGGGCUAAACAGAUAUGUUGGUUUGCUGAUAUUUAUACUUUUUAGUGUAUCAGAUAUCGGUCUUAAAGUGCCUAUGACAGGUUUGGACUGCUGAUUUUACUAAAACACAGUUAACAUCAUUAUAUUUAAGAUUUUUGCAUUUGUUUUUCCAAUUUGGCCAUGUGUUAGGUUUAAUUUUUUUCCAUAACUGUUACCCAGAAGAAAAAAAAAACUCCUCUAAUGUACACAGAAAUUAUUAUCUGACAAAUACAAGGAAACACAAAAAAAAGUUUCUUAAGUGUAAACUGUGCUGAACGUUUGUAUAGAAUUCUCAGUACUGACGUUAUCAGUGUGUUUAAAAGUCUACUUCCUGUCAUUUUCAACAUAUUUUUCACAGUUUCUCCACAAGUUGCUUCUUGAUUUGUGCCAAACUAUAAUUUACACUUACAAUAGUUAUUAUCCCACCAAAUGAAGUCAAAAUUAGAGAAUCAUAAAAAUCUGUCAUAUGCACUUUAAACCUCUAAAGAAUACACAUAAAGCUUUAUUUGAACACUUUAGUGCAAAGACAUAUCUGCUAAAACGUGACUACACAGCUCCCUUAAAGAUAGUGGUAAAAAAAAAGGCUGUGGGUGAGUUUGAAAUCAAAUAAAAUGCACAAGUUCGGGCAAAUAAUCAAAAUCUGCCCUAUAUAUCGGCCCAAAAAUAUCGACGGCUCUGGAUUCUAAACAAUCAGCAUCUCCCAUGAAAAAUCCCACAAUCUCUAGUAAAAACGGAGUAACACUUUAGACACUUCAACAACAUUUAAGUGUGACAUUUCUGAUAGUGGGCACGCCACCUGCACAACUCCAUGGAGGUAGAAAGUGAAAGCAAUACUUCAAAAAGGAGAUUUAAGUUGAAUGCCAUAUAGUGGAAUAUUCCAGGCAAAGCAAUAACAUCUCCAUGGUGACAAGCAGGUUGUGUGCCCAGACCAGGCCAAGUUACGAGUCUGUGAAAAGGCAAGCCUGCUCACAGUAAGGACACAUGCUUUUUAAAAACUAAAACACCGUUAAUGAUUACACUUUGGCCUAUAGUUUGGCUGAAAUGUUCUGUAAAUGUUUUAAUGAGGGUUUAUAAAGACGCAAUCGUGUUGAUAUAGGUGUUUGUAUCCUGCUGGUACCCUUAUGGUGUGGGUUGUUUAUAGAUUCUAGAUUGUGAUGGUGUCACAUUCACUCAGAUGACGAUCAGGAGCGAGUUCUGUGGAAGCUUUCAGUUGUGGUCUAAAUAUGCAAAGGGUAAAACCACAGAUGUUGAACACGAUAAUGUAUUUUUUACUUAAAGGAACACUGCGUAACAUUUCUAGUCGAGGGUCCGUCACCUUUUUUUCCCCAUAGAAAUAUUAUUGCUUUGUCUAGAAUGUUUCGCAGUAUAGAUUAGACCUAUAUCUGUCAUGAAGGAGACAAGCAUGUCACAGCACUAUGCUACAUUACAGUUCAGCUCUGUGGAGAGGCGGGCUUUUCACCGAAGGAAUUCUGUUUUUGAGCAAGUGAAACACACAUAAUGAUUGAAUGCUAGAUGGAUAUGUUUAAUAUCAUACCAUGGAACAUUUGUGGUAAAGCAAUAACAUCUCCAUGGAGACAAGAACGUAGCAGACUCUCCACCAGAAAAGCUGUGUAAUGUACUUUUAAUUUCAAUAUUCUAGAGCCUUUAAUUUUAAAUUGAGAUGGAGGGCAGGAAAAUGUAUGAAUAAGUGCAGAAUUUGGUGUGUAUAUUUCAUGAAAGUGAUAUCACAGAUCUGAUUAAUAAUUUUAUGACAAACAUAAAAUCCCAUGUGUGACAUCUUUGCAUCACAGAAUCUAAAAACAGCCAACAAUAAACUGCCAUGUUUUCUAAACUUUCAAAUAGUUCUCAUCUCUUUCUGUUGAAGUGAAUGUAGGAGGAUCUUAGACAUUGCCUGGCAAAUACAAAAUGAUAUCUGGAUUAUACAGAUAUCAGUUUGGUCCCCACGCCCUGUGUUGCAUCUCAAACCCAAACGUAAACAUGCUUUGCUCAUUGAGUCUGCUGAAAUCUGCAAUGUUUUUGUGAUGUUUGUGAAAUUUCUUUCCCUUUCUGUUUUCCUUGUAAACUGCCAUAACUGUUUUAAUAAAAACGGGCCACGCAUGUC